AUGGCCGAUGGAAUUGCAGAUGAAGGGGAUAUGGCGUGUCGAGGAUCAUUUCGAGAAGCGGUAUUGGAAUUCAAUAAACUGCAUUCGAUGAAGGAAGAAUUAAACGAUGAAUUAUGUCGUAUGGUGCUAGACGCUCGUGCAUUUUAUUCAUUAGAGACGGAUGCUUAUAUAACACCGGCUCGUGUUGUGUUGCCUCCCUUUACAAAAGGGAAUUUAUUGAGAACUAUACAGAACGCAUUUGGCGACAAUUAUUUUGAAGCGGUUCGUUUGUUGAUUAAAUACGAGACUGUUUAUCAAAAAAUGGUAUUGUAUCGAUUACUAUACCGUCUAAUAGGAAUCUACCCCAUUUUGCCAUUUACUAUACGUAAUACAUUAAGGACAAUUUUACCGACAAUUUCAUUAAUAUGGUUGUCAUACCUCCCAAAGGUGAUAUUGUCGAUGGUUAUGGCUCUAUCAUGUAUAGAUACAUAUGAUCAUCUUCUAGGUCGACAGAUUUAUAGUGCGCAUUGCGGUUAUGAUGCUCCGAAAAAGAUGAAGAAAAUUGUGUUACAAACAUUUGUUGGAAUUUUGGGUGUAAUUUACAUUCUAUCAAUUCCCAUAGUAAUUACAUGGACGUAUGAUUGGCAUGAGAUUACCCAGUUUUCAAGAUUGAGUAAAGGCGGGAGGCAAGCAAGAAAGGGUUUGGAACAGAGAUCGAGAACGAGCAUAAGACCAGGAGCUAUAAAAUUAAACAUUGCCGCCACGAAUAAAAUUGCCACGAAUAAAAUUGCCACGGGCAGUAAUAUUGAUGACAAGUUGCUUUCUUCAAAUGGUCCUAUACGAGCUAAUUUGGGUCGUCAAACAUUGUCAUAUCAAGCUAAUAUAGAAGAUCGAAUAUUAGGGGGUCAUUUUACAACCACAAUUCGUCCAUUAGCUGAAAUCAUGUUGAUGGGAUAUAAACCAAGUACCUGGACAAUAUUAAUUGCUGCAAGAUUUAUGAUACAAGGGUUUGUUAUUAUAGCACCUUUAUCAUCAAAUCGACUAUUAUUUAAUAUACGAUUAGCAUUAAUGAUAAAAUCAUUAAUAUGCUUAAUAUUAAUAAUUAAAAGACCUCAUACAUUACGUACAUUUUAUGGUAUAAGCAUCUGUGAUUUAUAUGGUGAAUUCAUGAUGUUAGGCUCAAUAAUGUUCUAUGAGAAAAUAAAUCAAACUGAUGAUAAUGUUGUGUUUGAUUUUAGUACAAUCAAUUCUACAAAAUAUCAAAGAUGGUUUAUAACCUUUAUUUGGUUAAGUAUUAUUGGUCAAUUAAUCAUAUAUUUAUUAAUUACUAUUUAUGAAUAUGGUAAAUUAAUAUCAUAUACUGAUUAUAGAUGGAGAAGUAAAUUACAUAAAUCUGGUUAUAAUAUACCUCAAAAUUGGUUCAAGAAAAUAUACCCAAAAUUAUCAUUCCAAUUUUUCUUUAAGAUCGCCCAGAUCUUAGAGACUAGACUUAUUUAUAAUCCUACUAAUAAAAAUCUAAUACUUAAACAAUUCAAACCUGCCGGUGAAGAUUUACCUACCAGUACAAAUCCAUUAGGAAAAAAUGAUGGUUAUACAUUAUCACUAAUUAAUCACGGAUUAAAAGCAUUAUGUAGUGGACGUUAUUCUUGUAUGCUACAUGCUGAUACAGUAUCAUUACUUAGCCGAUAUUGUUUUGAAUUCAUUCGUAAAAUGCGCGAAAUAUAUUCAGAAACACCAUCAACAUUAAAAGAAUUAUUAAAAGGUUUAGAAUUAAUGGAUAUGAAUAAAUAUCAUCAAGAUUAUAUAGUAGAAUUAUGGUUAUCAGGUAAGGAUUUAAUAUCAAUCAAUAAUAAUAAUAAUGGAACAAUCAAUAAUAAUGCUGGAGGAACAAUCAAUAAUAAUAAUGGAACAAUCAAUAAUAUAUUCUGUGAUUAUUAUUUAAGCCCAUUAGGAACAGUUCGUCAAUUUGAUAUAUCAAUAUCUGAAACAAGAUGGUUAAGAUUAAUUACCAAACGUCAUGCUAUACGUUUUGCAUCAGAUUGUAUUGAUCCUAGUAGUUUUAGUUAUAUCGAAGUAUUAUCAACAGAAUUCGCUAUGGCCAUAGAGCAUUUGGUUAAAUUAACACCUUAUAUGUCAUCUGAUUUAAUGGCAUCAUUUAUUGGUGUUUCAUAUGAUCAAUUAAUUAAGGAAAGGGAUUUAGAAAAGUUGGAAUUAAAUAAGGAUGUAUUGAUCAAACAAAUUAAUAAUAAAAUAAAAUCUAAUGGUAGAAAUGAGGAAAUGAUGAUCAUGGAAUAUUUCCAAAAGGUAACUGAGCUUGAGAGGCUACAAAAAAACUGUCAAUCGAUGUAUGAUAGUUGUGUAAAUGCGCAGAUUCACGUUUUAGAAAAUCUAGGUCAAGAUACUGAAUUGAAAUUGAAACAGGCAGGUGUAAAAGAUCAAUUAUUACAAGAAAGUACAUGCCUCCGAAAUGUACAAACAGAAUUGGAAACAUCAAGGAAACCAAUAGAUAUUUUUUCUUAUGUACUGGAUGAUGAAUUAACCGAUGAUGAUGAUGAUGAAGAUUUGAGGAUGUUAAAAAGGAGAAGUACUGAAUUAAAUAGGGUGCAAGUGCUACCUGAUGACGAUGAUGACCAAGGUCAACUAAUGGCCGGUGCUGCCUUUGAUCCAACCGGUAUCGAUCCAACUGGUCUUUAUGGUAUACCCGAUGAUGAUACCUCCAUGAUUAAACCUGAGUACCUCAAGUCUGAGUACCUCAAGUCAUCUUCCUCAUCCCUCGACAGACCCAUUGGCAGACGUGGGGGUCCGAGGGAGGCAUAUGAAAAAGAUCACGAGAUUUAUAGUUCUUCCAACAGCAGUGAUAACGAACCCUAUGUGCUGAAUCCACCCGCAAUAGGGACUGAGGCAACCGUCAAUGAUGUGUUCAAAGCAACCGGCACUCCCCAAGUUGUUGUAAUGGACUUAGACCAACGGAAAGGGAAAAACCACCAUACAAGAUCCACCUUUCCUGAACAGGAACCACCACCCGCCGCCGCAGACCCUGCUGCCGGACCAACAGGUGACGAGCCGAACUUGGGCUGGCUGCAGUACGUGCCUGAAGAACGGCUGGAAGAAGUCAUCGAGCACACGCUAGACGAUUAUGAACAACCCUUCACCGCACGGGAUGACAACGACGACCUCGAGAGCCGUCGGAAAUAUGACGUGUGGGAACCAAAUUGA
Messenger RNA from Gregarina niphandrodes, 3195 nucleotides. Its product is annotated as putative transmembrane protein. NCBI's taxonomy places the organism in Eukaryota, Apicomplexa, Conoidasida, Eugregarinorida, Gregarinidae. The record is from RefSeq and is a predicted model, not a curated record. The coding region runs from base 1 to 3195 and encodes 1064 amino acids. The transcript has a single exon.